UUAUAUCCUUCAGAGCAUAAUUUAGCAUAAAAUAGAGCUCAUGUCCGAAACCCUCGUCCGCCAUUUUCUUGCUUUCAUCUCUAAGCUUUUUGCUAAUUUGCUUUGAACCCAUUUCAAUUCAAGAUCAUCGGAAGAAGCCCACUUGGCCAGAAAAAUCAAUCUCCUUUUGGAUUUUGAGGUUUUCUUCAUCCUCCACUCUGUUGGCAAAUAUUGGGGUUAAGUGAGGUGUUGUGACUGUCACUUCUGAUGCGUCUAACCAAGGUUGCAGAUACUCGAGCCUUGGGGGCUUUGUCUGACAAAAUUAAAUGCCAUGAUGCAACUUUAGUAUAACUGUCUGCAAUUUCUUCUUCCACGGUCACAUGCAACUGUAACUAGCAUGCUUGGAGUUGCAUGAAACAUGCAAAGUUAGAGGUUCCUAUUUGAUGUAUGGACGGGCACAACGACCCUGACUUGAUUAAAUUUGGAGAUUCGUGCAGAAGUGAUAUCAUUGUACUCCUGAAAAAUAGGAUAGGAAGACAAGAACUCUUUCAUUCACAUUCCUUUAUCCUUAAAAGCAAGAGCACGUAUUUUGCAGAUAGACUUUCAGACCCGAGCUCUCAAACUUGUAUAGAGAUCGAGUGCUCAGAGGUCAAUUAUAAUCACCAUCUGAAACUUCUAAAGUGUCUUUAUCUUCCAGCAGACUCACUUUCGGAUUCCUUUGACUCUGUUCGGUCGGCCCUUGGUGUUCUUCAGGUUGCUGCAGACUUACAUUGUGAAUCGGUUGUUCACAGCUGUGUCCAGUACCUGGAGGCUGUUCCUUGGGAAGAAAGUGAAGAGGAUGAAAUUUUGGAUGUAGUUUCACGGUUGGGUCCAAUUGCCAUGCCCAUAUUGGCAAGAAUCCAACCAGUGGAUUUGGUUGGCACAAAGAGUGUUUUCAUCUCAGCAAUACGUUUCGCCACUUCAAUAGAUGGUCCUUCCCCUCCUUUCGGGGACGAACUUAGAACCUCAGCCCAAGAACAGGUCGAGUACAUGCUUGGGGAUGAUGCAGACAUGCCAUUGGUUACAGCUGAUAACGAGGUACAAUUAGAGACGAUAACUGGUCUGUCCAAGACUUUUUCUUCGUUUGAAAGAGAACUAUCCUUGAUUUUUGAAUCUGGCAUGUGCAAGUUCACAGAGUGUAAAAUUUUGCAAUCUCUAUCUGAUCUUGAAUGGAUGUGCAAUGUUCUGCUAAAGAUGGGCCUAAUGAAUGAUUUUGUCUCGAAGUGGAUUGAUAUAUCGGAAACCAUAUUACGGGUCGUCGAAGACGAGAAUCUCAAAUGUAUGUGGGGUCUAAAACUGAAACUUGUAGAAGUGACUUCAAAAGUACUCGAUGCAGUUGGAUACGGGAAUGUGAUUCUACCAGCUCCACACCGUGUCCAACUGAUAAAAUCGUGGCUUCCAUUUAUCAGAAAACUGAAGCCUAUUCUUGAUUUGAUGGGCGAUAAAGAUGCAGAAUUUCCUUACAAGAUGGAUGAAGAUAUGUGCCAGAGCAUUGAAGGUGCAAUGGUUUCCUUAGUUUCAGCACUGCCAUCUGAUGAUCAAGCUGACAUUCUUGCUGAUUGGAUGAACGCCGAGCAGCUAAGAUAUCCCGAUCUGAGCGAGGCUUUCGAGGUAUGGUGCUUUAGAACUAAGUCUGCUAAGAGAAGAUUAGUUGGGGGCUUGAUGGACAAAGUUGAUAGUACCACCGUCAGCCUCUGAUCUAUCUGUCCAUUGUUUUUCUUGGUAAUCAAUUUUCUAAGAGGAGAUUACAUGCUUCUGUUCUCAUUGCUGUAUGAUUUUGGAGCUAAGCAUGAUUUUUCACUCUGCUCAUUUCCUUUCAGCUUCCUCAUUGUCUUUUCCUUCUUAAUGCAUGCUUAUGUCAAUGAAAGUUCCUCAGAAUUAUGAUAAA
Sesamum indicum (sesame) is the source of this 1906-nucleotide messenger RNA. Its product is annotated as BTB/POZ domain-containing protein At3g05675. The record is from RefSeq and is a predicted model, not a curated record. Gene Ontology annotation, molecular function: protein binding. Lineage: Eukaryota; Viridiplantae; Streptophyta; Magnoliopsida; Lamiales; Pedaliaceae.